Messenger RNA from Cooperia oncophora, 327 nucleotides. NCBI's taxonomy places the organism in Eukaryota, Metazoa, Nematoda, Chromadorea, Rhabditida, Trichostrongylidae. The record is from the annotation of a GenBank genome assembly.
AUGUCACUAACAGUGUCAGAGUUGUCUUUUCUUCGAUUGUUAGAACGAACGAAAAAGCUAGCCAGGGAAGACCUGGCUGCGAAUGUGUGGAAAAAAUCCGCUGAAGAGAAACUUUCCCAACUGGACCUCAUUCCACGGCGCUUCCCGGAUACUGGUAUUGAGAUGCGAACUGGUCAAUCUAUGACCGCAUCAUCCGAUGAUCUGAUGAAACAGGAGGAGAAACAAGAAAAUAUCGCCAAUGAACUUCUAUCACUUACUCGUUCACUAAAACAGAACAUGACUGUCGCUGGAAACGUGCUGAAAGACGAUAACAAGGUACGUUUAUAG